This is a messenger RNA of Aspergillus glaucus CBS 516.65, 592 nucleotides long. RefSeq lists its product as uncharacterized. The transcript is spliced from 3 exons. The coding region runs from base 84 to 527 and encodes 147 amino acids. Lineage: Eukaryota; Fungi; Ascomycota; Eurotiomycetes; Eurotiales; Aspergillaceae. The record is from RefSeq and is a predicted model, not a curated record.
UCAAUCAGCUUCACGUCGCGUUUCCUAUUCAAUUACAGAUCAAUACAAUCAUCUAUAGUAUACAAAGACACAAUUAAACCACCAUGGCUGAAAAGCAACAAAAGCAAGAACAAAAACAACAGCCGCAACCACAAACCCGCCAACCACGCUGGCUCCUCUUAGCCAUCGCCAGCGGCGCCUUUGCGGCCAUGAACGGCGUAUUCGCCAAAUUAACAACAGACACCCAAACCGCCUCCCUGACCAAAUUCCUAAAUCCCAAUGACAAUCCCACGCUGGAAUUGGUUAUCCGGGGUUCCUUCCUCGCCCUAAACAUGCUCAGUAACAUAAUAAUGUGGGCUCUCUUCACGCGCGCCCUCACCGCAUCCCCCUCCACAACCAAAGUCUCCAUCACCAAUACAUCCGCGAAUUUCCUGGUUACGGCGAUGCUGGGGAUGCUUGUUUUUAAGGAGUCUGUUGGUGGAUUGUGGUGGGUUGGGGCGGGGAUGAUGGGGGGUGGGUGUAUUCUUGUUGGUAUGAGGGAUUCUUGAUUUUCUACUUGUGUUGGUUGGGUAUGGUGGUGGUAUGAGGAUGCCAGAUCCUGGUCUAAUGCUGG